CGCCUAUUCCCUGGUCUUUCUUUCUUUAACGAUGCUCCAUCCCCAUUCUCUUCCCUUUCCCUUCCGUUCUUUUGUUCUCUCCCCCUCCGCCACCCGCCCUGUUCCCCUUUUCCGCCUCCCCCACCCUCCUUUUCGCCCCUGCUCUGUUCAUACUCCGGCGGCUCUCUGUACAUAUUGCGCAUUUCCCAGCGACAUGGCUCCUCCUUCUUCUUCGAGCGUCAACCAUCUUUCUCAGCCCUGUAUUUACGGGGACUUUGUGUCUUCGUACGCAGAGAGAAAGUCACGUUUUAUGAAAUGGCUGGGGAAACUCUUUAAGAGUGGAUCUGGGCGAGGAGGGGCUCGUCGUUAUCCACAGUAUCUAGGCGACGAAAACAUGGUUUGGCACGCGCCUGCUAGAUCAGUGGAUGAUCGCUCUAGAAGUGACAAGGAAAAAGAGGAGCUUGACAGGGCAAUUGCACUUUCUUUGGCUGAAGAUGAUCUGAGGCGGCAAACUGGGAGUAGAUGGCGGGCAGACGAUGAAAACGUUGAUAGGGAGCUUAAUGAUAAUCUAAAUGCACCUUCAUACCCUCCUCACCAACCUACGCAAUCUUAUCCAAGAGGAGGAUAUAGAGUAUGUAGUGGCUGCAACCGUCAAAUAGGCUAUGGCAACUAUUUGGGAUGUAUGGGAACUUUCUUCCAUCCGGAAUGCUUUCUCUGUCGUGCUUGCAGGUACCCCAUUCAAGAAUAUGAGUUUUCCUUAUCAGGAAAGGAUCCUUAUCACCAGUCUUGCUUCAAGGAGUUGACACAUCCAAAAUGUGAAGUUUGCCAUCAAUUUAUCCCAACAAAUGGAGUUGGUUUGAUUGAGUAUAGAUGCCAUCCUUUCUGGUCCCAGAAGUACUGUCCGUCGCAUGAGCAUGACAACACAGCUCGAUGUUGUAGUUGCGAGCGUUUGGAGUCAUGGAACACAACAUACAUAUCUUUGGAAGAUGGACGAAGUUCAUGCCUAGAGUGCAUGGAAUCUGCUAUCAUGGACACUGGUGACUGUCAACCACUUUAUCAUGCAAUCAGAGACUACUAUGAAGGAAUGAACAUGAAAUUGGAUCAGCAAAUUCCAAUGCUUUUGGUUGAAAGACAAGCACUUAAUGAGGCUAUUGUUGGGGAAAAAAAUGGCCACCACCACAUGCCUGAGACAAGAGGUUUAUGUCUUUCCGAGGAGCAAACUGUGUCCAGUGUUCACAGAAGGCCCAGACUUGGAGGCCACAGGCUUGUUGGAAUGAAAACUCAACCCCAGAAAUUGACAAGGAAAUGCGAAGUUACAGCCAUUCUUGUUGUUUAUGGUCUACCAAGGUUGCUAACCGGUGCUAUUCUUGCGCAUGAGUUAAUGCACGGAUGGUUACGCCUUAAAGGUUACCGCGAUCUUACUACUGAGGUAGAAGAAGGUAUAUGUCAACUGUUAUCUUACAUGUGGCUCGAAUCAGAAGUCAUGCCUGCAAACAGAAGCGCGCCAUCUACAUCAGCAGCUUCCUCAUCUUCUACACCUUCCAAGAAAGGUGGUACGUCUGAGGUUGAAAAGAAACUUGGCGAGUUUUUCAUGCAUCAAAUUGCCAACGACGCUUCCCCAGUAUAUGGAGGAGGUUUCAGGGCUGCCAAUAAAGCAGUCAAUAAGUACGGUCUGCGACGUACUCUGGACCACAUUAGAUACACCGGUCUUUUUCCCUCGUGAAAGCAUUCGUCACCCACAAUGCGCCUCUCCAAUUUGCUUACGUGAAUUGGAAAUGCUUUUAGCUUCUGAGAUUCGAGUGGACCAUGGCAAAUUGUAAACGCCCCCCUUAAUUUUUGUGGGGUUCUCAAAGAUGCAAGUUUACGAUGCUAAUAAUAUUUAUUAUCUGGUUUCAUAUUCA
Eucalyptus grandis is the source of this 1880-nucleotide messenger RNA. Its product is annotated as protein DA1-related 2. The record is from RefSeq and is a predicted model, not a curated record. The transcript is spliced from 12 exons. Lineage: Eukaryota; Viridiplantae; Streptophyta; Magnoliopsida; Myrtales; Myrtaceae. Gene Ontology annotation, molecular function: ubiquitin binding. Bases 32 to 1702 code for a protein of 556 amino acids.